AUGACAGCAACUGCAUGUUGUACAUCGAACCCCGUUAUCUAUCCAAUUCAAACCGUUUCCAAUAAAUCACAAUUUAGCGCAAUUCUACCUCGAACUUCACACUCGCCAUCCUCGUCAUCAAUUCUCACCAUAUCGGAAAUCGCCAAAGCAAUUCAAUCGAAAAGUGACAUAAAUAACAAUAAUAAUUCUGAGGACAUCGUUGAGGAAAGCUCUCAUAUCGCAAGCGAUGACGCCACAAUUGAUGAAGAAGAAUUCCUUUCAUUUGUUGGCCUACGACGAAAAACGAAAAGAUCUUCUGUGUCUUUGCCAAAACUACGGCCAUUGGCGAAACGAUUAACAGCUCCACUUUGUUUACUUCCACUGGCCAAAAAUGGCGAACGUGUCCGGCAAUCUUUAUAUAUUCUAUUACCAUUUUUGAAGUUCUUAUCAAUCACAAAUGAUAUUGAACUAUUUUGUUCAACGGAUGACAAGGCAAAAGCUCAAAGUCUGCUGCCACGUUCAUUGGCACAAUCACGAACAACCAAAACCAUAAACAAAGCAAAGGGCAAGAGAAAAGUGUCGAAAGCAGAAUUCGUCACAAUGGCUGCCACUACUUUUCGUAAUAAUACACGGCGAACGCCUAUGGCUAAAUACAUUCACUCAACUAUCCAAUGCUCUGUCAUUCUCGAUCGUUUGGAACAAUCCACUAUUGAUCAGAUAAUGCAAAACUCUACCGAUGAUACCAUUUCUUCGUCACAAGUAACACUAUCUUCACAAAGUCCUUCCAAAUCUUCGUCUUCGAGUACUCGACGUUCGCUUAGUCAAACAACGACAAAAACAACUACGACGCGAACAACUAUAACAACAAUGACCACCGAAAGAACAACGGUCAAACACAAACUGACCACGACAUCAUAUAAUGAUUGCAAACGCUUUAAACAUACACCCGAGAAUAAUAAUUCCAUCAUACUUCCUGAUAAAGAUAAAACAAGCGCUUCAACAUAUGAACGUAUUUAUUUAAAAUGUUUUGUCUGCUCAAAACGCGAAUAUAUUGAUGCUCAAGCAACGAAUAGUGACACAUUACAUUCCCAUUGGCUUGAGCAUGGAAAUGAACUAUCAUUGAAUAUCUACGAUUCGGAUCUUGAUGGAAUUCUAACUCGUGUAGUCGAAUUUUUCCAUUUUCCUAAACGACAUACAUUUGAGGGCAAAAUUCAAACUGUAUUUAUCUUAAAUUCGAAAGAAGUACGUAAAACAUCGUUAGAUCCAGUGGACGAUGAUGCAUGUAUUGUGCUAGACUAA
This is a messenger RNA of Adineta ricciae, 1278 nucleotides long. Lineage: Eukaryota; Metazoa; Rotifera; Eurotatoria; Adinetida; Adinetidae. The record is from the annotation of a GenBank genome assembly.